Messenger RNA from Eutrema salsugineum, 1411 nucleotides. RefSeq lists its product as uncharacterized. The record is from RefSeq and is a predicted model, not a curated record. NCBI's taxonomy places the organism in Eukaryota, Viridiplantae, Streptophyta, Magnoliopsida, Brassicales, Brassicaceae. The transcript is spliced from 12 exons. Bases 81 to 1361 code for a protein of 426 amino acids.
GAUUCUCUCCCACAGGUUUUCCUUUUUAUAUUACUCUUAAGCUUCCAAUAUCCGGAUCUAUCCGCUUCAGAGAGAAAAGCAUGGGUUGUGCUACAUCUGCUUAUGCUGUUGUGGGAAGGAAGAACAAGAAGAGGAUCAUCCAAGAAUCCGUAGUGUUUGUUUUGCAGCUUCGUGUUCCUGUUCAGUCUGAUCUUCAGCGCCAACUCAAAGGUGUUGCUCCCAAGACAACAAUCGAUCGAUUGACAUGUCUAAGGAAUCAGAUUCAGUUAGUAGCUGAGGACACAGGCGGUUCUGCCAUCUCUGAGCUGCGUACAGCUUUGGAGGAGUAUUUGUCUCUUCUAAACAUUCUAAUCAAGAAAAAGAAUGAUGGAAUGGAGGGAUGCGUGGAGUUCAAGUGGAGAACCCUUGGAGAUGGUCGACGAGCAGAGAUAUGUUUCACAAACCUCUGGAUGGAGAUGUUGACCGUGAUCCACAUGAUGGCUGCAUUGGCAUUGACUGAGGCUAACUCUCUUAUGAUUCCAAAGGAUUGCUCUGAUUCUGGCAAUGGCAUCCGUGUGGUCUCCACUGAUUGCAGGAGAGAUGCCGUUGACUUGCUUCUCAAGGCGUCUGGAUACUUGGAGUUCUGCAUUCGAGAGAUUCUCUCUCGAUUCCCUCCUGAUAUAAAAAAUAGAUUGCCAGAUGAUAUGCAUGAGAACGUGAUACAAACUCUCUCUAUCCAAGCACUUGGCCAGGGAACUGAGAUUCAACUUGGAUUGGCAGUUGAUAGCCAGAAAGCAACACUGUCUGUGAAGAGGAGACUUGCAUGUGAGCAAGUCAUCUACUUCUCUCAGGCAUAUCACUGCUUGUCUGGUUGUGAAGAAGUCAGCCAUGGAUGCGCCAAAAAGCUUCUCCGGUUUAUCUACUGGAAGUUUCUGGAAGCAAAGGCUGCGGCAUACUACUACCAUGGACUGGUAACCGACAAAGGAAGUGAACCGGCUUGCCACGUAAGUGCGGUGUGUUGUUUCCUUGCAGCUGCAGAGAUCCUAGGAGAAAGCAAGAAGGCUUGUCUUAGCUUCUGUUUGGCUCCUCCUGUCACCAGACCUCCUCCUAUGUGGGGGGUUAUGAAGCAUUUGAGCCAGAAGAUUCCAGAAGUUGCUUUUAGGAAAUCUCAAAUGUAUGGAUACUUGCUUGAAGAAGAAGAAAAGGCAAUGCAAUGUUUACCAGAGCUCCCAGACUUUCAAUUGUCACUGAGACCAGACGAGUUUGAACUGCCUGAAAUGGAAGCUGGCUCUUUCACGGGAAACCAGACCCAACUUCUUAGUGAACAUCUUGACAAUUCCUCUGAGAAUCAUGAAGAUGAUGAUGAUGAACUUGAUCGUUGAGCAGCACUAUCUACACAUUUUCUUUGGGUAAUUUACCACUUACAUUCCUA